This is a messenger RNA of Eimeria maxima, 741 nucleotides long. RefSeq lists its product as hypothetical. The record is from RefSeq and is a predicted model, not a curated record. The transcript is spliced from 2 exons. Lineage: Eukaryota; Apicomplexa; Conoidasida; Eucoccidiorida; Eimeriidae. The coding region runs from base 1 to 741 and encodes 246 amino acids.
AUGCUGGAGGUGCUACCAGCGUCAGUAGACCUGAAACAGAACCACCAGCAUAAUAACCACCAGCUUAAGAAUCCUUUUCGGCAGCAAGGGAGGGCACACGACCAACCGAAAUUGCAAGAAGUAGACUUCGUGGAAUUCGCCACAUGUUCCCUGGGCGACACCGCUGCGGCCAGGCGUGAAGAAAUCCAGCGACAGCAGCAGCAGCAAAUGAUGAUUCUAGACCAGCAGCAGCACACGCUUCGGGAAGCAAUUCGCAAGGGGUUACUUUCGUGGAGUGAAAUCGCCAACUGGAACCUGACUUUUAUAGAGGUUCAGCGGCUCUUCCUGCGAAUCGUUCAGCUAAAGAUGCCUCCAGCAAUCGCUGCCUUGCUAACACUGGAGAAACAAGUUGAGGAGUUCCUGCGACUCUUGUCAACCGCUGCACUUCCAUCAUUGGGGAGCACUCAGCCUCUGCCGAACGCGUCUUUGCUGCAGGCAGACACUCAGGAGCAGGCGCAAAUAUGCCAGCAGCCCUACUUGUCAGGCAACGACUCGCCAGCAGCACGCAGUGAUGCCACCUUCUCAGCUGCUCUAACAGGAGAUGGGGAAAGAUCGAGGUGCUUCUGGCACGGAUUCUGUGGCACUACUAUUAAGGGGAGGCCGAUCUACGAUAUGCCUCUAAAGAUAGAUGACUCAGUAUCGUUGGAAGUACAAGACUCUGAAGACGCUGCCGGGAGUGACACUAGCGAUUCGUCGAAUUAG